Molecule: messenger RNA, 2177 nt
Organism: Amoebophrya sp. A120
Lineage: Eukaryota; Dinophyceae; Syndiniales; Amoebophryaceae
Source: the annotation of a GenBank genome assembly
CGAAAGCAAAACAGCCAUAAUUCGAGAAAAUCAAGAUAAGUUGAAGUUCAAACUAUAGGACAACAUCAUUUAAAAAUCAAAAUGACGGACCCCGAGCACAUCUCUCCCAAUGUGCUGAAAAACUACGAUGUGCUUGGGAAAGUGUCCCGCGGCAAUUACGGGCUCGUGUGGCGGGCGAAAGCGUUUGCGACGGGGGAAAAAAAGUACGCGAUUAAGCGGGUCAUUAAUGCUUUCAAGAACGCCGUGGACGCGCAGAGGACGUAUCGGGAGAUCACACUGCUGUUGGAGCUGAACGGCCACGCGAACAUCGUGGAGAUUUUUGAUGUCGUCAAGGUACAGAAUGAAUGUUAGUACAGUUUUAUUGUCACUUUAUGCGGCAGUCCAGUAUGCCAUGAUGCAGGAUUUUUGAAGAAGUUUUUUCCGCACAUCAGCGCGAUUAUGAUUACCAACUACACAUACUACAGGAUUACUACGACUUGGACAUCUACGUUGUCCUCGAAUACAUGCCCGCGACGCUGGCAAACAUUCUGAAAAACACGCGACUGUCCGACGUCCAGCUUUCCUUCAUGAUCUACCAAACCCUGCGCGCGUUGCUCUACAUCCACACGGGGGGCAUCGUCCAUCGCGAUUUGAAGCCCCAGAACAUUCUGAUUAACGCGGACUGUCGCUUGAAAAUCUGCGAUUUUGGGUUAGCGCGAACGCUGUACGAGUCCCCGGAAGACGAGGUCACGCUGCGGCGCCAGCGGCAGGCCGCGGCGCUGAAGUCCACGCAUGCGCGCCUGUCCGACGAUGACAACGAAAACCAGAAGGAGCGGAUGGAGCCGCAGUACCAGAUUGAGGAAGAGGGGUUUUUGUCCAACUACAUCGCGAGCCGGUGGUACCGGGCGCCGGAGGUGAUGCUCGGGUCAACCACGUACGACUUCUCCUUCGACAUGUGGGCGGCGGGGUGCGUGUUCGCGGAAAUGUAUCUGCCGAAUCCGUUGUUCAAAGGUAUUAACAGCUGAUUCUCAGCCUGUUAUGCGAAAAUGUAAAUGUUGUGACUAAGUUAUGCGAGUUGAUGAGAAAUGAUCUUAAUCUAUGACAUUCUUCACACCCGCAGGUACCUGCAUGUUCACGCAGUUGGAGGCGAUUUACCUGCAUCUGGGAAAACCCGACCGGUUUGACAUUAUGACGAUGGACGCGCCGUACGCCGAGCAGAUGUUCGAAGCGACCUUGGUGAACAAGAAGGAGCCCCUGUCCUCGCUGUUCCUACCCCGCCAAGUCCCGGUUUCCAACGUGCCCAACUGCCCCACGGUGACGGAGAACCCAACCGUGGCGGAGAAUCCGGAGGAGUUGUUGGAUUUUCUGGAACUGCUCCUCCUUUGGUCCCCCCCGAAGCGUUAUCAAAUGCAAAUAUGUCUGGGUCUGGAAGAUUCCGAGUUUUCUCAUGCAGUUUCUCCAAGCUCCACUAAGUCUGGAAUGCAGGACCUAGCAUCACAGGAUCUGCAGCCCCUCUGUGAUGCCUGUUCUGCAUGAGAAAUGCCCCCUCAGCAUGGCCAGAAGUGGGCACCUUUUGCAAGUCACGCAACACAGAUUUUUGUAUGAUGCGCAACAUGCAUCACAAGUCCCAACCUUCCAGACCCAGACAUUUUUACAAUCCAUAAGCGUAUGACGGCGGAGGAGGCCAUACGACACCCUUUCGUCUCCGCCUACCACAAUCCGGAUGACGAGCCGCGGUUCCGGGAGCCCCUGGAGCUGCUAUCCACUGCAAAUAUGUAGUCUGGGUUUGGAACCUUGUGACGCUAAAAUGUGACUGGUGGGCGCACUACAAUACGCAGCCAAUCAUGACAAAUUUUUGAGCUGCUAUUCUGUUUCGGUUUCGGCAUGGCAAACUGCGUGUUUGCACGACAGGCAAGAGGCCCUUGUCCUGCUUAUGCAUCACAGAUUUGCGAGUCAUUCCAGACAAGCAUGACAAAGUUGCAUCCACCGUAUCCAGACCCAGACAUAUUUGCAAUGCAUAGCUGCCCCUCGCGGACGACUGUCUCUUCACGGUGAAUGAUUACCGAGACCGGAUUUACGCGGACGUGCUGCAGAUUCCGCGGGCGGUGACCCGGGUUGCGGAUAAGGAGGUGGAGUUGCACCAACAACGGGUGGCGGACAAGUUGUUGCAGGAGGAAGAGGAGGCGGAUGAGGAUUAG